Messenger RNA from Akanthomyces muscarius, 1791 nucleotides. RefSeq lists its product as uncharacterized. The transcript has a single exon. The record is from RefSeq and is a predicted model, not a curated record. Gene Ontology annotation, molecular function: TFIIIC-class transcription factor complex binding. Bases 1 to 1791 code for a protein of 596 amino acids. Gene Ontology annotation, cellular component: transcription factor TFIIIB complex. NCBI's taxonomy places the organism in Eukaryota, Fungi, Ascomycota, Sordariomycetes, Hypocreales, Cordycipitaceae. Gene Ontology annotation, biological process: RNA polymerase III preinitiation complex assembly.
AUGAGUUCCAUGUUCAAGAAAAAGGGCGCGCCCGCCUUCAAGCCCAAGAUUCCGUCGGCCAGAGCGCGCCCAGCAGCGCCCGCGCCCGCGCCAGCACCUGCCCCGAUCACGAAACCUGUCGAGCCACCCGUGGCAGUUGAUGAUCCUGUCGAGGAGCCACCUGUCGAGGCUUCAGAAAUCCAAGCACCCUCGGACUCGGUAGACCACUCUCAAAAACCCGACGAGCCUCCCACGCCGGAACCUUCACAACCAAAACGGCGCCGCCGGUCAAGCGCCGCCUCGACAACCAAACCUUUACAAGACGCGGGCACACGCAAAGCAUUGGCCGAAACUGCUAGAAGCAAUGUUGCGGCCAUUGCGGAAGGUACUCCCGCAGAUAUCCCUGCGGAUACUACCGCUGUGACUCCCGACGACACCGUGAACCAGGUAGAAGAUGCGCCAGCCACGCGGCGCCAGACUAGACAAAGGCGAGCCUCGCAAGCCGCACAGGCAAAACCCACAGCCGAAAUACAGCAGCUCGAGACGCCACCAUCGACGGAACAACAAGCUCCUGCGCCCAGUCUGGAAUCGCAACCAGAAGCGCAAGCCGAGACUCCAGCCGCCGCUGUACCCAAGGUUACAAGACCAAGGCGCCGAGCGGCCGCGGCGGCAGCAGCAGCCGCUGAAGCGGCAGCCGAGGAUGGCGAGGCAUCUACUGCACGACCGAGGAAGCGAACGAGAAAGAGUGUUGCUGCUGCGGAUGGCGAAGCUACGCCUACGGCUACGAAAACCAGAAAGCGAAAGACGGCGGCCACUGCAGGCGACAAGGAAAAGGCAGCGCCAAAAGCGCGACGGGCUCGAUCAACCACACCCGACGACUCUGAGAAUAAAAUGGUCGACCUGCAAACUCUGAAAAUGUCCGAUCUCACACGCGAUCUGCACAUUGGCAAAAAGUUCAGUCGACACGACGAGCUGCGAGAGCGAGAGCGCAAGGCCCGCCUGCAGGCAAAGCUGAAUAAGGAAGGCCUUGCCGUCAACGGCGACGGCUCACGCUCGGAAACGCCUCUCGACGAGCAAGCCCAACGAGUCAAGGCCGGCACACCUGGGUCCGGCACGCCCGGCGCCGCUGCUGCCGCCGACGGUGACGCCACGCCCAACGGCGGGCCCGCCCCCGCCGGACCGCAGUUCCGCAUCGUCGACGGCCAGAUUGUCGUGGACCAGAGCUCCCUCGUCAUGGACCGGCACGCGCGCGCCGCCGCCGCCCACGCCGGCGAGGACAUGGAGACCAUCGAGGAAAACGACUUUACACGGCUCAUCACGAGCAGCUCCUUCAUGACCACGUCCAAGCUGCGCGGGCCCAACAUCUGGACCGACGCCGAGACGGAGCUCUUCUACCGCGGCCUCAGCAUGUUCGGCACCGAGUUCCAGAUGAUCUCGCACAUGUUCCCCGGCAAGCAGCGCCGCCACGUCAAGCUCAAGUUCAACCGCGAGGAGCGCUGCAACCCGGCGCGUGUCGACGCGGCCCUCAUCGGCGAGAAGACGACCAAGAUGGACCUCGACGAGUACAAGCUCCUCACCGGCACCGAGUUCGAGUCGGUCGAGAGCAUCAUGGCCGAGCAGCGCAAGAUUGAGGAGGGCUACGAGGCCGAGCGCCAGCGCAUCGCCGCCGAGCAGGCCGAGAUUAUGCGCAAGAAGAAGGAGGAGCUCUUUGCGGAUGAUGACAAUGCAGCGGCCAAGAAGAAGGGCAAGAAAAAGGGCAAGCAGGCGGUCGCGUACGGGCUCAAUGGCGAGCCCAUUGUCAACGACGCGUAA